AAGCAAUAAUUUCUCCUUCUCUCUGGCUGCAUUCUUGCAGCCAUUGAGAACUACUAUGUGAGCUGUGAUUGGUCACAGCUUGUCACAUGGCCUCCCUCUUUGAUGGGUGUUUGUUCCAUUAAGGAUGCAGAUGGAUCAAGGGUACACGCGCAGCACCGCGAUCUGGUGCCCGCUGUGUCCUCCGGACACAGUGAAACACCGAUCAUGUGAUCACUGAUUGGCCAAUCAGUGAUCACAUGCAAAGUAGUAAGCAAGAUGUCACUU
This is a messenger RNA of Staurois parvus, 264 nucleotides long. The record is from the annotation of a GenBank genome assembly. NCBI's taxonomy places the organism in Eukaryota, Metazoa, Chordata, Amphibia, Anura, Ranidae.